AUGGAUGAGGACUUCGAUACUGAUGUCGAGGCGUUAAUCUCCGAUCUCUUCGGCAGAGAUGGAGGGGACGUGGGGGACGUAUGUGUCUUCGGGGGUGAAGCGAGCACGGACCCGGCGCCGAAGCUCCACCUCCCAGUUCCCCCGUCGCCGACUACCAGUACCGCUACCACCGCCCACGCCAAUCCCGAUACCUUCGGCGGUUUAUGCCUCCCCGCCCCCGCUACACCUAAAUAUUGCAACUGCCAACUCAUUCCGCAGUCCCUAUCAGACCUGCUGAACCUCAAUAGCCGCUUCAUCAUAGAUAGCACCACCGGCACCACUGCAGCCACAUGCCUCGCCUGUGGUCGGCCGGCGAAUCUCAUAGCCAUCCUCACCAGCAAAGUCACGCCCGCCGAGCCAAUCCCCGCCCGUAGUCAGCCAGCGACCAUUCCCGCGCUCCUUUCCCGCACCCUCACGCCCGCCAAGCAGACGCGGCAGCUAUCACCCCGCUCCGCGCGGCGGGCAGCCGUAGCCGCCGAAUCAGCAGCACUGCUAGGCCACCUGCCAGAAUUCCAACGUCUGCAAGCUGGUUCGGCCUCGCGGAGCGAGCGCGGGAAGGGUCGUCGUUCCGGGCGUAAUUCGCAACACCGGGUGGCGAAGCCAGCGUCUUCUUCCACACCCAAACGGGGCAAAACAGUGCCGGAAUUGUCGCCCCGCUCAGUCCGCCGCAUUAUUGCUGCGCAGGAGUUGAUAGAAAACGCUGCCGUAACGGCGGCGUCGGCGAGCGCGGCGCCGGGAGUAGUCCGCUCCCCGGCCUCGGCAUCGGCCGCAGCCGAAACCAUCUUCCCCCGCAACCCCCCCUUCACAUUCGAUCCCUCGUCGCCUCGGGGGAGGUCCGGCCGGGCCUUCGGUGCGGACGGCGUCGGCGGCGGCCCGGAAUUUUUCAAGGAAUGCUUUCCGCCCCGAUGGUUGAGUGCGCUGCAUACUGUGCGCAGUCGCCGGUGGAAGGAAUUGGAUGAGCGGGAUUUUGAGACGCUGCUUGAUGCGCUGGAGCUUAAAGAGGAGGAUGCCGAGUUAGGAAUGGGGAGGAGUGCAAGUGCGAGGUGGGAUGGGGCUAUGGGGGAUGUGGUAAGGGAUAAGGGGAAGGGAUAA
Tricharina praecox is the source of this 1131-nucleotide messenger RNA. RefSeq lists its product as uncharacterized. Bases 1 to 1131 code for a protein of 376 amino acids. The record is from RefSeq and is a predicted model, not a curated record. NCBI's taxonomy places the organism in Eukaryota, Fungi, Ascomycota, Pezizomycetes, Pezizales, Pyronemataceae. The transcript has a single exon.